GUGGCGCCCGCGGCCCCGGCGGGGUGAGAGGCCGCGAGGCCCCGCCCCGUCCUCCCCUUUCCCCUUUGCCCCGCCCUUCCCGCCCGGCCCCCCCUCGCGCCCCGCGCCGCCGCUGGAGCCGGUCCCCGCGCUGGGCCCGCCCCCGCUCCUCCCGCGGCCCGCCAGCGCGCCUCACGGCUUCUGUCUCCCCUCCCUCCUUCUCUCUCACGCCUAGCGCAAUGGCGGCGGCCGCGGCGGAGCAGCAACAGUUCUACCUGCUCCUGGGAAACCUGCUCAGCCCCGACAAUGUGGUCCGGAAACAGGCAGAGGAAACCUAUGAGAAUAUCCCAGGCCAGUCAAAGAUCACAUUCCUCUUACAAGCCAUCAGAAAUACGACAGCUGCUGAAGAGGCUAGACAAAUGGCCGCGGUUCUCCUAAGACGUCUCUUGUCCUCUGCAUUUGAUGAAGUUUAUCCAACACUUCCCUCUGAUGUUCAGACUGCCAUCAAGAGUGAGCUACUCAUGAUUAUUCAGAUGGAAACACAAUCUAGCAUGAGGAAAAAAAUUUGUGAUAUUGCUGCAGAACUGGCCAGGAAUUUAAUAGAUGAGGAUGGCAACAACCAGUGGCCUGAAGGUUUGAAGUUCCUUUUUGAUUCCGUUAGCUCUCAGAAUGUGGGACUGCGGGAAGCUGCCCUUCACAUUUUCUGGAACUUUCCUGGAAUUUUUGGGAACCAGCAGCAGCACUAUUUAGAUGUCAUCAAACGGAUGUUGGUUCAGUGUAUGCAAGAUCAGGAACACCCAUCGAUCAGGACAUUAUCUGCUAGAGCUACAGCUGCGUUUAUACUUGCAAAUGAGCAUAAUGUUGCUCUGUUCAAACAUUUUGCAGACUUGCUACCAGGAUUUCUACAGGCUGUAAAUGACUCGUGCUACCAGAAUGAUGAUUCUGUCCUAAAAUCCCUAGUUGAGAUUGCAGAUACUGUUCCAAAGUAUUUGCGUCCUCACUUGGAAGCGACUCUACAGCUAAGUCUAAAGUUGUGUGGAGAUACUAGCCUCAACAAUAUGCAACGCCAGCUUGCCCUUGAAGUGAUCGUCACCCUCUCUGAGACUGCAGCUGCUAUGUUAAGAAAACAUACCAAUAUUGUUGCACAGACUAUUCCUCAGAUGUUAGCAAUGAUGGUUGAUUUGGAAGAAGAUGAGGACUGGGCAAAUGCGGAUGAACUGGAAGAUGAUGAUUUUGACAGCAAUGCAGUUGCCGGUGAGAGUGCUCUAGACCGAAUGGCUUGUGGACUUGGUGGAAAGCUUGUUCUGCCGAUGAUCAAGGAACACAUUAUGCAAAUGCUCCAAAAUCCUGACUGGAAAUACCGGCAUGCUGGAUUGAUGGCCUUAUCUGCCAUUGGUGAAGGAUGCCACCAGCAAAUGGAAGGAAUUCUAAAUGAGAUAGUAAAUUUUGUUUUACUUUUUCUUCAGGAUCCUCAUCCAAGAGUAAGGUAUGCAGCCUGUAAUGCUGUGGGACAGAUGGCUACAGAUUUUGCACCUGGUUUCCAAAAGAAAUUUCAUGAGAAGGUGAUUGCAGCUCUGCUGCAGACCAUGGAAGACCAAGGCAAUCAACGGGUGCAGGCCCAUGCAGCUGCUGCCCUCAUUAACUUUACUGAAGACUGUCCCAAGUCACUGCUUAUUCCAUACUUAGAUAAUUUGGUGAAACAUCUGCAUUCCAUUAUGGUACUUAAGCUUCAGGAGCUGAUUCAGAAAGGUACCAAGUUAGUUUUGGAACAAGUCGUGACAUCCAUUGCGUCAGUUGCAGAUACUGCAGAAGAAAAAUUUGUCCCCUACUAUGAUUUAUUUAUGCCAUCCCUGAAGCACAUCGUUGAGAAUGCCGUUCAAAAAGAGCUGAGACUUCUGAGAGGAAAAACUAUUGAGUGCAUUAGCCUCAUUGGUCUGGCUGUUGGGAAGGAAAAAUUCAUGCAGGAUGCCUCCGAUGUGAUGCAACUAUUGUUAAAGACCCAGACAGACUUCAAUGAUAUGGAAGAUGAUGAUCCUCAGAUCUCUUACAUGAUCUCAGCAUGGGCCAGAAUGUGCAAAAUCCUUGGAAAAGAAUUUCAGCAAUACCUUCCAGUGGUCAUGGGGCCUUUAAUGAAGACGGCUUCAAUUAAGCCUGAAGUAGCCCUUUUAGAUACCCAAGACAUGGAGAAUAUGAGUGAUGAUGAUGGCUGGGAAUUUGUGAACCUUGGAGAUCAGCAAAGCUUUGGUAUUAAAACUGCAGGAUUAGAAGAAAAGUCAACUGCUUGCCAGAUGUUGGUUUGCUAUGCUAAGGAGUUAAAGGAAGGCUUUGUGGAGUACACUGAGCAGGUUGUCAAACUGAUGGUCCCUUUACUGAAAUUUUAUUUCCAUGAUGGUGUUCGAGUGGCAGCAGCAGAAUCCAUGCCUCUUCUCCUGGAGUGUGCAAGAGUCCGUGGUCCUGAAUAUCUCACACAAAUGUGGCAUUUUAUGUGUGAUGCUCUAAUUAAGGCCAUUGGUACAGAACCAGAUUCAGACGUCCUCUCAGAAAUAAUGCAUUCUUUUGCAAAGUGCAUUGAAGUAAUGGGAGAUGGAUGCCUUAAUAAUGAACACUUUGAAGAACUGGGUGGUAUAUUGAAAGCAAAGCUUGAAGAACAUUUUAAAAAUCAAGAAUUACGACAAGUUAAAAGACAAGAUGAAGACUAUGAUGAACAGGUUGAAGAGUCACUACAAGAUGAGGAUGAAAAUGAUGUUUAUAUUCUGACCAAAGUGUCAGAUAUUUUACACUCAAUAUUCAGUAGCUACAAGGAAAAGGUGUUACCGUGGUUUGAACAGCUGCUUCCAUUAAUUGUCAACCUCAUUUGUCCACAUAGACCAUGGCCAGACAGACAAUGGGGAUUAUGCAUCUUUGAUGAUGUCAUAGAACACUGUAGUCCAGCCUCAUUUAAAUAUGCAGAAUAUUUCUUAAGACCAAUGCUCCAAUAUGUAUGUGAUAACAGCCCAGAAGUCAGGCAAGCAGCUGCAUAUGGCCUGGGAGUCAUGGCACAGUAUGGUGGAGAUAAUUAUCGCCCUUUUUGUACAGAAGCACUUCCCCUGCUGGUAAGAGUUAUUCAGUCUGCUGAUUCUAAGACCAAAGAAAAUGUCAAUGCUACCGAGAACUGCAUCUCAGCAGUAGGGAAAAUCAUGAAGUUCAAGCCUGACUGUGUAAACGUUGAAGAGGUGCUGCCACACUGGUUGUCUUGGCUUCCACUACAUGAAGAUAAAGAAGAAGCUGUUCAGACUUUCAAUUAUCUGUGUGACCUGAUUGAAAGUAAUCAUCCAAUUGUUCUUGGCCCAAACAAUACCAAUCUGCCCAAAAUAUUCAGUAUAAUUGCGGAAGGAGAAAUGCACGAGGCAAUUAAACACGAAGAUCCUUGUGCCAAGCGUCUGGCCAAUGUCGUCCGCCAAGUACAGACUUCUGGAGGACUGUGGACUGAGUGCAUAGCCCAGCUCAGUCCUGAGCAGCAGGCCGCCAUUCAGGAGCUCCUGAACUCUGCGUGAAGGGCCUUAAUGUCACCACCAGAAAACUAACUCCAAAUAAACGUUUACCCUUUUGUUUAGGUUUCUUUGUUUUGUUUUUGAGCAAAAGAGAUCGGUAGUGUUAUGUGUAGGCCAUUCUUCUGGAGAGCCAUGAACAGGAAGAGCAGCACUGUGUUGCAGAACGGAGUUUCCACGGAUUUCUACCAGACCACUGAAGGUGCUCCUGGGAAGCCCUGCAGUAGCAUUCAAGAGUAUUUUUCUAUCGGUAUAACCCACCCACCUGAAGGGGAAGGGGAAAUAAAAUUAAUUUUUCUCGUUAGACAUAAGGAAUCUAAGGAAAAACAGCUUUAAGAACAGUUACUCAGCGUAGAUGUGCGCUCACACAAAUUGCUCUACACCCAGUGUUCGUUGUUAAUUGGAGUGCGAGUCUUUCUGUAGGGUAGAAAGAAGCCUACUACCCAGCAAACCAGUAGACCCAAAAGUUGAAAAAAAAAAACAACUGAUGACAUAAAACAAGCAUGAAGAUGGCAUAUUUGAUGUCACUUUGGUUCUUUUUCCUGGAAGGCUUAUACAGUGACUCAGUUGGGAAGCUUUCCAGCUUCCAGCCCUUGAAUGUGAAGUGUCAUUGGCAUGUCUGGCAGUAGUCUCUCAUUCACUCCUCAAUAAACAACAUUGAAUGCAAAAGAGGCUUGUGUAAAAACUCAGUACUGUCUGUCUUGGAUUCAUUUCAUGUUUUUAAUAUAAGAAUGAUCUAAUAUUUUUUUAAAGUGAUAGCUAUCAGUAAUAGCUAAGUGUUUUUUCCCCUAAUAUUUUCCUUGUGCAAUUCAGACUUAAGCAUCGAGUUUUUACCAUCUUCCACUGUAAGCUGUUAUGAUACCUAUUCUAUUCACAAUUGGUGUCCUUUUUAAGGUUUGCAAAUUUCAAUCAAUUUUUUUUUUUAAGCAAGGAUUGUUCUGAUUAGCUCAAAAAGAUUUGGCUUAGUAUUUCCAUUGCAAAGUAUAAUUGCUAUAGAGCCACACACAACUUUUGAACUUUUAAUUAUAAGUAUUACGGCUAAAGAUAUUUACUGAAAAUUUCAGUAAAAUGUGUGAAUGUUUUUUUCUUUAUGUAUUAACCUCAUAGCAGUAAAUAACUUGCUGUUGUUUAAUUUUUCUAAGGCGUCUUAAUAGACUUCUGUUGAAAACUUCAGUGUUAACAUUUUUAUAGUUUGUACUAAAUUUAACCGUGAUAUAAAAAUGAAUUUUAUGCAUAGAUCAGAAUUUUAAAUUAAAGGUUUUUUCUUUAA
Messenger RNA from Cebus imitator (Panamanian white-faced capuchin), 4776 nucleotides. RefSeq names its product importin 5 (gene IPO5). Lineage: Eukaryota; Metazoa; Chordata; Mammalia; Primates; Cebidae. The record is from RefSeq and is a predicted model, not a curated record. Gene Ontology annotation, molecular function: nuclear import signal receptor activity; small GTPase binding. The transcript is spliced from 26 exons. Bases 219 to 3512 code for a protein of 1097 amino acids. Gene Ontology annotation, cellular component: cytoplasm; nucleus. Gene Ontology annotation, biological process: protein import into nucleus.